Messenger RNA from Truncatella angustata, 912 nucleotides. RefSeq lists its product as uncharacterized. NCBI's taxonomy places the organism in Eukaryota, Fungi, Ascomycota, Sordariomycetes, Amphisphaeriales, Sporocadaceae. The coding region runs from base 1 to 912 and encodes 303 amino acids. The record is from RefSeq and is a predicted model, not a curated record. The transcript is spliced from 2 exons.
AUGAUCUACAUGGCACAAGCAAUGCCAGGUUCACCACGCCCAGAGAUUCGGCGCAAGCGUCAGGGCUCGCCUCACCCGGGCGCGCGCCGCAGACGUCAAGGGUCACCGCAUCCAAACGCCAUCCAGGGUGGUUUACUAGGCUCUGGUUCUGCAUCCCCGAGCAAGCCCUCAUCGGCGGCUCCGUCUCCGCCUGCGGGACCCCAGAUCAUCCCAGACAAUAUCCCGGAUCUCAUCUCCAUAACACCUGCGAUCUUCGUCCCGGCCACGUAUGACUACACGCAGCCACGGUCAUCACCCGCCGGCGCCGACGCCACCACCAGAGAAGACGGCACCGGCUCCACCGCCGCGCGCGUCGACCGCGCCAUGGCCGAGCUGGAAGACCACAUGACGGCCGUGAAGCGCAACAUCGCGACCAUGGUCCUGCAGCAAGCGCGGAAGAUCCACCGGGAUGCCGCAGCGGCCGAGCUGCAGCACGCGUCUCAGAACGGUGGGCUGCCCCCGCGCUCGAGACGGCUCCCGCCCACCCAGUCGGACGAGGAGGCGCUGGUCCGGAGCCUGGAGGAGCCGCGCGACCCACGCCGUGCGUACGGCCUCCCCCCAGACUUCGGCUGGGCCAGCGUGCCGCCCGUGGGUCCGGACCCCAGGGACACGCCGCGCGAGGCGGCGGUCACACGCUUCGCGGAGCUGAUGAGGUUCGCGGCCAUGCAGAUGGAGGGGUACGAGAUGCACUGCGAGGGCGUGAGGAAGGAGAAGAAGGCACAGGUUGCAAAGGACGUCGCAGAGGAGCUGGCUAGGGACUUGGCGAGACCGUCUUCACCUCAAGCGGAGAUGCCAGCAGCCACGACGACCACGACUACGACGGAGGAGGAGGUUGAUGACUUUGGUAUUCCCAUGAAUAUUGAUAUGGAAUGA